Messenger RNA from Didymosphaeria variabile, 975 nucleotides. RefSeq lists its product as uncharacterized. The coding region runs from base 1 to 975 and encodes 324 amino acids. The transcript has 2 exons. Lineage: Eukaryota; Fungi; Ascomycota; Dothideomycetes; Pleosporales; Didymosphaeriaceae. The record is from RefSeq and is a predicted model, not a curated record.
AUGUCUGAAGGAACAAUGCCCAGCGACCGCUUCAAAGAUGUCAUGCUCCGCGUGAAAGCUCUUUUUGACGAAGCCUCCAACAACGAAAGCUUCGAGUUCAGCAAGGAACCCGCCCUCGCCGCCGAGCUCAGGACGAACCCCGACGCAAAGAAAUUCACAUUCUUGAGAGGCCAUGCUGCGAAAGGCAAGGACCAAGGCGACAACAUCUCAGCUAAGAUAUGGAUGAGACUCAAGAAGCGUGACGAUGGGGACGGACCAGGGGCAAUCAAUCUUAAAGGUGUCCACGCUGAACUUUGGAAGCGUUUGGAAGAGCUAAGGGCUGAAGACUUUGGCUAUCAGUCAAAGUUUAGCACAUAUUCAGCUCACAAGACAAUAGAAGGUGCUUCAAAUACCUAUCAUUGUCAGCCAAAAUUCGAACAUCCCGAACUCAAAUCCAAAAUGUCUCAACAAUCCUCCAGCAACAACCAGCAGGAUGUCGUCAUGUCCGGCGUGGACCAGACUACACUGCCACAAGGCUUCCCCAGCGACCGCCUGAAGAGCGUUAUCCACAUAGCGGACGAACUUGUGGAAAAAUUCGACCGGCAAAUCCGCUUCGACAAUAAUCCCGCCGAUGCCUCAGAUGCCGGGAAAUGGACAGAGUUCGAUAAGUACGUCACCCCUGGCAUCUACGCAAUCGACUUAGUCUCAGUCUGGAUCUUCAUGAGGUUUAAGAAUCCGGAUAAGAUGGCUCCAGAAGUCAUAUUGGACUUCACUGAAUCCCGCAAGGCAGCGCGGGAGCAAGUGCAGGAUCUACAGGCUGAACAAUUUGCAUAUGAUGAGGGAAAAUGGAGAGUCAUCAAGGAUCUGAAGUGCAUAUUGCCCGGUAGCAAUGAGCUUCACGUUCUGCAAGUUAAGAUCGAGGUCAAGUUAUCGGAGAAGGCUACGAGAGGCCUGAAGAAUGUCCAGGGAGGCGACGAGUGGCCCGGCGAAACCUGA